Molecule: messenger RNA, 2821 nt
Organism: Mesocricetus auratus (golden hamster)
Lineage: Eukaryota; Metazoa; Chordata; Mammalia; Rodentia; Cricetidae
Gene: Exd1
Product: exonuclease 3'-5' domain containing 1
Exons: 12
Coding region: 303-2012 (569 amino acids)
Biological process (GO): nucleobase-containing compound metabolic process
Molecular function (GO): 3'-5' exonuclease activity; nucleic acid binding
Source: RefSeq, a predicted model, not a curated record
ACGUCAAAGCUUGGCGAUCGAGCCCGGAAUGAAUCAGCCCGGCGGCUGCGGGAGUCCAAAGGGAGACAGACUCCGCCCCCGGAACCGCAGGUGCCGCCGGCCUUAAAACGGCGAUGCCACUGGGGCGCUAGCCAACACGGUUAAAAGGGCAGUGCUGCGGGGCCACCGUUUUCAGACAAACCGGAGGCAGACUCACAGCGCAACCCACAGGUUUCUCUGAGGUCUCUAACUCCAAGGAAUCCCACCCGACAGUGUUUGAAUUAAUGAAGAUUCUUUGAAGUCUGCUUUUGGAAUCAAAGAGCAUGGAUCCAAGCAGUGACUACCAUUUCCUCAACCACAUUUUGUGGAGAAGAGUGAAACUCACAUUGGUUUCUGGCAUCUUCGAGGGCGUGCUCCAGCAUGUGGAUCCUAACAAGAUUGUUGUCCUGAAAAACGUGAAGAAUGUAGAGACAGGCCGCAGUGUUCCAGGAGUGAAAAUGUUUUUUGGGCAUGAGAUUUUGAAUGUGGAACUAAUGGAUGAAGCAGAGCAAGGUGCAUCGGGAGAAAGGGCGUCUUCUGUUAGCAUAAACACAGAAAGAGCUGGAAUGGAGAAAAUGAAAGACGAAGACUUAACUGUAUGUGAGCCCACUUCACCUGCACCAGAGGCACCCAGCAGCUCUCUACUCAGUGACCUCAAAUACUGUCCAUCAGAGGAAGAGGAGGUGACAUACACAGUCAUUGAUCAGUUCCAGCAGAAGUUUGGUGCUGCGAUGCUCCACAUCAAGAAGCAGAGUGUCCUGAGUGUGGCCGCAGAAGGAACUAAUGUGUGUCGCCAUGGGAAACUCUGUUGGCUUCAGGUGGCCACAAACAGCCGAGUUUACUUGUUUGAUAUUUUCCUUCUGGGAACUCGUGCUUUUAACAACGGACUCAAGAUGAUCUUAGAAGACAAGAGAAUCUUAAAGGUCAUCCAUGACUGUCGAUGGCUUUCUGAUUGCCUGUCACAUCAGUAUGGAAUCAUGCUGAACAAUGUCUUUGACACGCAGGUAGCUGAUGUCCUUCAGUUUUCCGUGGAAACGGGUGGUUUCCUUCCCAACUGUAUCAGUACUUUGCAAGAGAGUUUAAUCAGACACCUUAAAGUUGCGCCUAAAUAUCUCUCCUUUUUAGAAGAGAGACAAAAACUUAUUCAGGAGAAUCCAGAAGUGUGGUUGACAAGACCUCUUCUACCCCCUUUACUGAAAAUCUUGGCCUUGGAAACAACCUACUUGCUUCCACUCCGCUUGGUGCUCUUAGAUGAGAUGAUGUCAGACUUAACCACACUGGUGGAUGGGUACCUAAACACCUAUCGAGAAGGUUCUGCAGACCGGCUUGCAGGCACAGAGCCUGCCUGUAUGGAGCUGCCAGAGGAGCUCCUUCAGCUCCAGGACUUCCAGAAGCAGCGGCGAGAGCGAGCUGCCCAAGAGUACAGAGUGAAUGCUCAGGGUCUCCUCAUAAGGCCCGUGCUGCACCCAAGGAAGCCAGGGACUCGCACAUCAGGGAGAGAGGACCGAGUCAAUGGCUUUUUGUUUUGUAAAACUUCUGGCGUGGACAAAGCUCCACGCUUUCUAAGUCACAAAUCUUACAAAGAUGAGAGUUUUUUGGAUAAAGCGUCUAAACAAACCACUGCAAAGUCUUAUACUCUGCCUCCCGUGAAGGAAGGCAAAGCCAGCGAGGAUUCUGAGAAACCAGUAUGUUGGGAGUCCACAGGGCCAGAAGACCCGAGAACCCAGAAAGCUUGCUCCCUGCCUCCCACGCAUGAGCUGCAGUCACACUUUUCUUUGAAGGAGGAGAUAGAGCAGUUGCUGCUGGUAGAAAACAAGGGAGCUUUACGAAACCCAAAGCAAGACACCUCGGUGUCUCCUCUUCCUCAGGAAACGUGGGUGGCACCAAGUAACACCUUCCAUCUGCCCGAAAAAGCCGAGAUGUCUACACUUCCACCCUGCCCAGCCCUAGAGAAGACAGACUCGUGGAUAAGCCCAUCUCCCAAUCUGUUCUAGGAUUUUAGGUUUGCUGAGUCCAUGAAGGAGACUCAUCUGCUCUACCUGCAGAGUCCUUGUAAGUUCCUCCUGGGGGGGUAGGGUGGUUAGGUCUCAGCCACAGGGGCAAAUGGUAGCCUUUGGUUUAGUGCUUCGUCCUGGUGUCUGGAUGAGAAUGGAAGGAAUAAGUGAAAUAAUGGACCAAGUCAAGCUUCUGAUUCUGUCAGUAUAUGCAGAAAUACUCCCUGAUUAAUUAAUUGUCAUAGUUUGGUUUAGGUGAUUAGAGAAGUGAACAUGCUUGGGCUCAGUGUCUGGGAGGAUUGUGGGCGGUUCCUGUGAAUGGUAGAGCUGAUACAGCCUGAACAGGCUCUGGGUCACUCUGCAACAUCGCCAAAAAAACAAAGAGUUGUGUUUUUUUAUGCUUGCUUGGGUUCAGUUUGGGUUUUUGGCCUUUAUAGUGAAAUAAAUCUAAAAACCCUUAAUUAUAGGUUAAAAAAAUAUAUCACCCAAUUUCACCAGUACUUUUCACUUUAAAAUGUUACUUGAAUUGUGAAUUUUGUAUGUAUUGUAUCGAAGGCAGAGAAUAAGUAAUGCCGCUAUAGGGUUCUGUCUCACAAUUUCCUUUAUAUUUCAGUAACCAUAAGGUUUUGUCCAUUUUCCUCGCAAAGCAGGGGUGCUAGUUUCUGUUGUUAUUCCCUUGAUAUAAAAUCUGGGUCCAUUAUAUUUGCACAGAGAGAAAGAAAAGCGGCUGGAAAGGAGGGCAUUUGUGUUGUUCAUAAGUUACUCUUAGUCUUUCAUGUAAAACAACCAAUAAACCUGCCUUGGCAUCA